Mytilus trossulus (common blue mussel) is the source of this 1438-nucleotide messenger RNA. RefSeq lists its product as uncharacterized. The transcript is spliced from 2 exons. The record is from RefSeq and is a predicted model, not a curated record. Lineage: Eukaryota; Metazoa; Mollusca; Bivalvia; Mytilida; Mytilidae. The coding region runs from base 343 to 906 and encodes 187 amino acids.
AUAAAGACCUAAGGUUAACAUUUAAAAGAAAAAUAUGAUAAAAACAUUGAAUUACUGUCGUGAAGUAGAGAACAAUACGGAUCAAAAUCGUUUUAUAUUAUGACAAUUGUCAACUACUUAUAUUAUCAUAAGAAGGUUUGAUAAUUUAUGGUAUUGGUACAUGUCAACACUAGGGUUCUCAAGUGGUAUAUUUGUUCGAAUUUGUAGAAUUUCUUCAUUUGCUAUUAUGGCGACGUUAAAAUGUGACAAUUAAUUUUACCAAGCAAUGAGAAGCUAAGUCCUAUUUUAUGUACGCCUGUACAAAUAAACAGUUCUGUGGAAAUAACAGGAGGACAGGUAACAAUGAAUAUGGAUAUCGUAAGGAGUUAUAGUCUGCCAUGUAUUCCACCAAAGGAGGAUAGUCCAAAAGACAAAGUUCCAGUUAUUAAUUAUGAAAAUCCUUUUACUUAUGAUUCAAAACCAAUAUACAUUUCACCUGAUAAACUAAAGAAGAAAAUUAAAAACCGAAUUCUUCAGUUCAGAAUUAAAAAUGAUUAUGUGAACAACAAAAACCUUCGCCGUUUUGAGAAGGCUAACGAAGUGAAGGCAUUCACAGCAUCGUUUGUUGCGCAGGAUCAGGAGAUUGGAAAAUUAUUUUUAGUUGACAGAAAGGUCCAGAAACCGCCGACGCCAGGUCCAAUGAAAACAGACACCCGACCUAGCAGUCUCCGGAGUGAAUUUAACAAACAGAGACCGUUAAAAUUACCGCCGCCACAGUUACCUCCUAUUUACAAAAUUAAACCAACCGUCAUCAAAUCACGUGACUAUGACAUUGAACCCGACAUAUUUAUGCACAAUCCGACCUUGGAAGAAAGACUGGAGGAAAUUGAAGACUGUCGGUAUUUAAGACGGUUUAAAGAAAAGUAAUGUAACUCUUAGAAACGUUUGUUCUGUUCUAGUCAUAAAACAACCAGACCAAUUUAAUUUGAAACUUGACCUCUAGAUGUCUCGUGGUCAUGGUGUAACGUUCGGUUGCUGUCUUAUCUGCAUGAACCUAUCUUUAGUUCAUUUUGAACUUUCGUUCUUUAAUUUGCGCCAACUCGCUGUCUAUGGGUGAUCUUGGUAUCUUGGUGUACGUUCUAAGAUUCCUAGCGUGGGAUACUGUUUAAAAUUACAGUACCAGAGGUGUACUUGUAAGCAAGGGGGUGACACACGACAUGUUCUUUAAUCGGAUAAGUAUCCAUACCAGUGUGUUGACGAAAAUAUUGUUUAACAAUCAAAAACAUUUGUUUAGGAUUCUGCAAUCAUCAUAUUGAUUCCUGGAAUAUUUGCUACUGGACGUAAGUCAAUAACAAUCAAAUCAUUCAUUAUGUAAAGAAUUAAACUAUAAUGUAUAUCCAACAUAUAAAUGUAUGCUUUAUGAUCUUAAAUACCUUAUUAAAUGAAUAACUAACACAAA